Messenger RNA from Nothobranchius furzeri (turquoise killifish), 6194 nucleotides. RefSeq names its product salt-inducible kinase 2b (gene sik2b). The record is from RefSeq and is a predicted model, not a curated record. Gene Ontology annotation, cellular component: cytoplasm. Gene Ontology annotation, molecular function: protein serine/threonine kinase activity; ATP binding. Gene Ontology annotation, biological process: intracellular signal transduction; protein phosphorylation. NCBI's taxonomy places the organism in Eukaryota, Metazoa, Chordata, Actinopteri, Cyprinodontiformes, Nothobranchiidae.
CGUCAAUACACGUCAACCAGAGAACAUGAUGCCUCUUUGCAAGUCAACUCGUGUGCUCUGUAGCAGAUAGAGGCACCUCGGGCUGAAAUAUUAGAACUCUAUUGUGCCGGAGAACGUGGUGUGACAGCCCCGUGGCUCCGCUAAUGGCCUGUCGCGCUGAGGGAGAGAGCCGCCACAUUGGCGCGUGAGCCGGCGGGGCGACGCAGAAAUCAACUUUGUCUAUUUUUAAUGGACACGCUUCGAGCGGCGGUGGCAGCGGGCGGUUUGUUUUCCUUUCGUCUUUAUCUCUAGCUGGCCGUGGGUCCCCCUCCUCCUCCUCCGCGUGUCUCUCUCUACCCCCCCAGAACUCUCCGAAACAGCUCCCAUUUACAACAGCAUGGUCAUGGCUGACAAUGUCCAGAAACCGCUGUUUCGGGGUCCGGUCAGGGUGGGCUUCUACGACAUCGAGCGCACUUUAGGAAAGGGCAACUUCGCUGUCGUGAAGCUGGCUAGACACCGCAUAACCAAGACCGAGGUGGCCAUUAAGAUUAUUGACAAGACCCAGCUAGACGCUGUGAACCUGGAGAAAAUCUACAGGGAAGUUCAGAUCAUGAAGAUGCUGGACCACCCCCACAUCAUUAAGCUGUAUCAGGUAAUGGAGACAAAGAACAUGCUUUAUCUAGUUACGGAGUAUGCCAAGAAUGGUGAAAUCUUUGACUAUUUGGCAAAGCACGGCCGUCUAAGUGAGCUGGAGGCCCGGAGGAAGUUCUGGCAGAUCCUUUCUGCGGUCGAGUACUGUCACAACCGAAACAUCGUCCACAGAGACCUGAAGGCAGAAAACCUGCUGCUAGAUGGCCACAUGAACAUCAAGAUUGCAGAUUUUGGAUUUGGGAACUUCUUCCAGCCUGGAGAGCCUCUGGCCACAUGGUGCGGCAGCCCGCCUUACGCAGCUCCUGAAGUCUUUGAAGGACAACAGUACGAGGGCCCGCAGCUGGACAUCUGGAGUAUGGGGGUGGUGCUGUAUGUGCUGGUGUGUGGUGCGUUGCCCUUUGAUGGGCCCACGCUGCCUGUGCUCCGACAGAGAGUCCUGGAAGGAAGGUUUCGCAUCCCCUACUUCAUGACUGAAGACUGUGAGCAUCUGAUCCGCAGGAUGUUGGUUCUGGACCCGUCCAAGCGUCUGUCUCUGGCCCAGAUCAAGGAGCACAAGUGGAUGCUGCUGGACGUCCCCGUGCAGAGACCAGUCCUUUACCAACAGUCUCUGUCCACUGAGGGCGAGACAGGUGUGGGAGAGUACAGCGAACAGGUGCUUCGCCUCAUGCACAGCCUCGGCAUCGACCAGCACAAGACUAUCGAGUCUCUGCAGAACAAGAGUUACAACCACUUUGCUGCUAUAUACUACCUGCUGGUGGAGCGGCUCAAGGCGCAUCGCUGCAGCUUCCCUGUGGAGCAGCGGCUCGACGCGCGCCAGCGACGGCCCAGCACCAUCGCUGAACAGACGGUCAUCAAGUCGACCAGCAGCUCAGCCCAGGUGGGUUUGCUCCCGCAGGGCAUUCGGAUGCUGCGUUCCCCCGCUGUUCCACAGACCUCCUCUGAUGCUUGCACCUUCCCACAGUCUGUGUCUCUGCUGGAGCAGAAUUUCAUGGUGGAGGAGGUCAACACGCCCAAAGUGAACGGCUGCUUGCUGGACCCCCUCCCUCCCACCACUGUCCUCCGCAAGUCCUCCACCUCGUCGCCUAGCAACAUGAUGGAGACAUCGAUCGACGAGGGCAUUGAGACUGAGGAACCCGACACAGAUGACGAUCCAGCCCACCUGCUCUCAGCCUAUCAGACGACUCGCUUUGGACAGCGGCGACACACCUUGUCAGAGGUCACCAACCAGCCAGGACCGUCCAACCAAGGUAAAUUAUUGGCUCUCGGCCACAAUCCGUCUACGGGCAGCAUGGACUCCGACAUCGGCUACGACAUGGGGUCUGCCCACAGCGAGCUGGGUCUCCUGGACGACACGCCCCCCUCCCUCAGUGAAGCGGGACAAACCAGCGGCUCUGCCUCCGGCUUCUCCCCGACUCCCUUCUUGAUGGCAAGGCCCACCAACCCAGCAAUGGCUGUCCUGGCCUCCCAGCACCGAGAGACACACAACCGCUCUCCCAUCAGCUUCAGAGAAGGCCGGCGUGCCUCUGACACCUCCCUCACGCAAGGUCUGGUGGCGUUCCGGCAGCACCUCCAAAACCUGGCGAGGACCAAAGGGAUCUUAGAGCUGAACAAAGUCCAGAUGCUGGUGGAGCAGAUGGGCUCGGGGGACGGUGCCCCUGGGGGCCCCCUGGGACCACAGCACCACUUGCACAACCUGAUGGAGGGUGAGGCUUGCAAGCAGCAGGAGGGCCUAGCUUUAUACCCAGGUGAGCCCCGACCACCUCUGCUGUCCCGCAGACAGAGUCUGGAAACGCAGUACCUUACUCACCGAUUGCAGACCAACCUGUUGGCUAACAGUCCAACUAGCUGUCAACUUUUCUGUAAGGAGACUCCUCGAAGUUUAGAGCAGCAGCUGCAGGAACACAGACUGAACCAGAAGAGGAUGUUCCUGCAGCAGCAGUCUCAGGGCCUGGGCCUGCAGACCUACUUCAACCAGAUGCAGAUAGCUGAGAGCUCCUUCCCACCAGGCAGCCCUGCUCUGGACCUGGCGGCGUCACAGACUUCCCCUCAGGGCCCCCCCAUGCCCACCUCCAGCCAGCCUCCGCCCCAGCAGCAGGGCAGUUCUCAGGCCUCCUCCCCCUUUAGCCUGAGCCCCCUUAUUGAGCCAGGCGAGGUGGUUUUUGAUCCCUACAUGAGCCAUCACCACUACACCCAACAUCUGCCUCAUGGAGCUCACCUCCACCACCAGCACCACCAUCAGCAGCCUCUGGAGGCUUCCAUCAGCAGCAGCCUGAGCUUCAGCUACCCCACAGGCUGUGAGCCUCUGGGGCCAGAGACCCUCCCAUUGGACCAGUACGAGUUCCCCAUGAACCCCGCCUUGCUGCCUCCUCCCGCCCCAGGAGAAGCUGGAGUUCUGGGCGGCUCGGGGCAGCCGGACACCCUAGGCAUGCCUGAGCUGCAGGGCUCUCUCCUGGACAGCGAGAUGAUGGAGACGGUGGACUCGCAGCACGGCUUUGUCCUGGUCAACUGAAGCAGGCUGAAUCCAGAGCAGUAUUAAGCAAUGGCAGCAUGGAGAGCAGAAGGAACGGAGAUGUAAGUGGAGGUCUGACGCGCCGCAACAAGGAAGGACAUGUUCCCUUUUGUACAACUAAUACAAACUUCAUUUCUUAGUUGUGUAAAACCUCAACUUUUCUACCAAAAUCCUCCCUUUCUCCUUCUGCUCCGAGGCAGAAAUGGGCCCAGCGCACGGCGCGGCCGCUCUAGUCUGAGACUGCGCUGCGCCAUCCUGCAGCAGGACGCAGCACGCCCUCCAGGCUGCAGCAGUUUGUCUAGAAAAUAGUUUGAACUAAUUUAGAAAUGAAUGAAUUGCAACUAAAAGCACAAAAGCUGGCAGUGCUUCUUGUAUUUCAGAUGGAACUCGACGACCGACGGGUUCCUAAAAUCACUUCUGUGGAUGGAGAGAUGCCCGAGCAAGUGACUGUAGCCCUCGUUUAUCAUGGUACUAGGAACAUCACCACAAAUCCAAGUGUGUGUGUGUGUGUGUGUGUGUGUGUGUGUGUGUGUGUGUGUGUGUGUGUGUGUGUGUGUGUGUGUGUGUGUGUGUGUGUGUGUGUGUGUGUGUGUGUGUGUGGUAACACACUAUAAUACACAGGCCGUCACCGUGAUCCUGCAUAAGUUACAACACUAUCGCUUUAAUAGCUUUGCCUCAUCCGAUACCCUAAAGGAUGCUAGUUCUGUGCUGUUAGCAGAUGAAGAAAGUUAGGAGAAACGUGCAGUUUGUGACUUUUUUUAUUCAUGAUGUAACUACUGAUGUCGUUGUUUUUUACACUACUGAUUUCACACAGUUUCAAUUUAAAGAAUGAAGCGGAUUACGAGGAGUUUUAGCAGGCGAGAAGGCCGCGCGUCGUUAGAACUGUGGGUCCUGAUGAGUGAGGGCUGAUGGGAUGGAGAGCAGAGUUUCUGUGGCAAUACCGAAGCAAUAUUAAUCCUGAAUGUGGAGGGAGUGGAAGCCUCACCCGCACGGCCAGCUCUGAUUGGUUCCUGCAGACCUCUGAGGCGUCCACAGUGACAUCACUGCAGCUGAUGAUGUAACCAGGAGAUAAUCCCAUCAGUCAUUUGCUCCAAAAAGUGCUGCGAUUUGCCUGCAGCUGAAGAAGAAACGAUUUUUUUAUAUAGCACCUCUAAAUAAAAAUCACAAGAAUGAAAAAUCCAAAUUUAAAAAAAUAUUGUGAUUUUUUAUUUUUUUUAAAUUUUUUGUUGAUCUGUUAAUGUUGAGAUAAUCUCACUUAAAUGGGCUUUUGAGCAGCACCACUUCUCCUGAACGGUGUUUUUAUUAGAUGUUCAGGAGUUGGCUGGUUGUGAUCUCAGAUCCGGGAUCUGUGAAUGAAUCUAGAACACAGCUAGUUUAAUUUAACAUCAAAGUUUAGACCUUUGCACAAUAUUUAAGUUCAAAUAUUCAGUUCCUAAAAACCAGAUUUCCUCCCAGUCUGUAAAAUAUUUAUUCCUAACAAUGAUUUUUGGUUUGCAUCAUCGCUGCUCCGGUCGUGUCUCUGAGCCGUUUCAUGACUUGUGUUGAUCUUUCUGACGAUGUUGCUGCUGCUGUGAGACGAAGUCCAGCAGAACUUCAGUCCCUGGACACUGGAUCUCUGCCGUUUUCUCACCUUUCUUUUUUUCUUUUGCCAGACAGCAACGGGACAAGAUUUUUCUGUUUCCUUUGUUUUUACAGCAUUUAGUCUGAGCUGAAUCUAGCAGACAGAAGGAACUCCUCUCACAACAACAAUAAUAAUGGAGAUGCAGGUCUGAUGUGGCUGACUCGGCAUGCAUCCAAUCAGAUUUUAGAGGAGUCUAAAAAAAACGUAGGAACAGGAAGAAAAUGUGGACCAACUGUGCAAAAUUUCUAAAGAAAAAUCCACCCAGGAGGUUUUUUUUCCAGAAUCAUCUAGUGGUUAUUUGUGCAAGCGGCUUUUAUCGGUCUGCUUUAUGGGACGUUAAUGUCUGAGGGAGUCUUUUUGCUCUAAUUCCUCUAAAAUCUGCACACAACUCCAGCAGUGGCAGCCAGGCCUGUUGCACGACUGGUCUUGUCAUUAGCUCCGCCCUCUGACCUCUGACCUACACAGCUGGAUGUGCAGGUUUAUACGGCAUCAUCCACUUUUACUUACUGGGAGUAGCUCACAACCAACUCGUGGGUCCACUAGAGAGGAAAAUGAAAUAAUUAGGUUUAGCAUUAAAUCAUCAGCACUGAUGGUGUGUGUGUGUGUGUGUGUGUGUGUGUGUGUGUGUGUGUGUGUGUGUGUGUGUGUGUGUGUGUGUGUGUGUGUGUGUGUGUGUGUGUGUGUGUGUGUGUGUGUGUGUGUGUGUGUGUGUAAUAGUAAAUCUGCAGGAUGAUCUGUGGAAGUUGAAUACUAGAGCACUUUGACAUGAAGGGGAGAUUGUAGCGCGAGAAUCUUUAGGAAACCCUUUUCUUCUCUCCUCCUCCUCCCAAACAACGGACACGGACGUCUUUCAGAGAAAGACCACACGCAGAGACGCUUCAUUAGAUUGUUUGGUUCGACUCUACCUAAAAGUAGCACUUCUCAGUUUUAUCAUGAGUGUUUCUUUAUGUGGAGCUGGAGUGGAGAGUCCUCGCUGAAACGUGUUCAGUGUGCCUUUUUACUUUUCCUAUUUUCAGUCCGAGUUAAGACUUUCAAUAAAAUGAAUAUUUCUGCUUAGACCCAUUUGUUUUUGAUUACUUCUUGUCUGUGAGGUUUUUUUAUUUUUAUGUAAGUAGAGUCAGGUUUUACGAAGGUACCAAAGUCCCUCAAAGUAUUCCCCGUACAACCCACCGUGUGGAGUUUUGGAACCGUUUGUUUUUCUUCCCUUGUUGGUCAAUCAGUGUAUGCCAUUUAAAGUAUUCUAGCAAUAUUUCUCUAGAAGACAAACGUUAUGAAGAUUCUAGUGGAUGUGUUUCGAAGUAUCAUAAUUUCACCUCCUGCUGAUUAAAAAAAAAGUCAAAUUGGUGGAAAUCCUGUGUUUUUAUUUCCCUUCAUUGAUGUUGACCACACAUAAGCUAACUUGCUGUUGAGAUUAAAAAGGUUUAUUGAACAGAA